This is a messenger RNA of Daucus carota subsp. sativus, 865 nucleotides long. RefSeq names its product heavy metal-associated isoprenylated plant protein 23. The record is from RefSeq and is a predicted model, not a curated record. The transcript has 2 exons. Gene Ontology annotation, molecular function: metal ion binding. The coding region runs from base 161 to 616 and encodes 151 amino acids. Lineage: Eukaryota; Viridiplantae; Streptophyta; Magnoliopsida; Apiales; Apiaceae.
AUUUCAAAUAUCUUUAGAGCCUUUGUUUCCUCAACAACUACUCUCUCUUUGCUUCAUUUACUUUCAAACAAGAUUCUUCUAAAACCCUUUACUUCAUUCACUACAAACCUUCUCCUUGAAUACAUAUUAUAACUUUCAUCACUUUAAGAAGUUUAUAAUCAUGGGUGUUAAUGGAACUUUGGAAUACAUAUCUGAUAUGAUGAGCAGUGGCCAUAGGCAUAAGAAGAGGAAGCAGAUGCAGACUGUUGAUCUCAAAGUUAGAAUGGACUGUGAUGGCUGUGAGCUCAAGGUCAAGAAAGCAUUGUCCUCUUUGAGUGGUGUGAAGUCUGUGGAGAUCAACAGGAAGCAGCAGAAGGUGACAGUGAAUGGAUAUGUGGAAGCAAACAAGGUGUUGAAAAAAGCCAAGUCAACAGGAAAGAAGGCAGAGAUAUGGCCGUAUGUGCCCUACAACCUGGUGGCUCAGCCUUACUCUGCACAAGCUUAUGACAAGAAAGCUCCUGCUGGUUAUGUCAGAAAGGUGGAAAACACAGCAGCAAGUGGGACUGUGACAACAUAUGAGGACCCCUACAUGAAUAUGUUCAGUGAUGAAAACCCAAAUGCAUGUUCUGUCAUGUAAACUCUGCUGGCCAGUGCUGAGCAUGUGCCCACGGGCACGCACUAGAAAAACCGUUUCUAUUAUUAUGUGGUUUUGUAUGUUGUAGGGUUUUGAGAGAGGCUUGUAGGUUUGGUGGUGAGAGUGGUUAUGAAAGAUGGUGAUAUAGAACUGUUGUAGGAUGUUUUGGGUAAUUAUGUGACGGUGUGGCUGUGAGAUCAAGGGUUGUUAACUUGUUAUGAUAUAGUAUAUAUUAGUAGUUUUGUUACUUUA